ACGGGCAACGUUAGAUUUUCUUUAUUCGCAACGAAACAACGGAUUCUCGUUUCGCUUUUCCUUUGUAUAAUUACAUUCAGAUAUACAUAUAUAUUGUACAUGUGUAUACGCGCGCGCGCGCUAGUGUGAACGGAAAAGAAAAGGUUGAUGACAAUGCAACGAGUCCAAGAUCAAGACAAUGGUAUCAACAUCAAAUUCGGUGCAAGCAAAAAUAAGAAAGGAAACUAUAGACUUGUAUCGCAGCACUCUGAGAACGAGAAAAAAAGCAACUUCAAUGGGACCAAUAAACAAGUUAAAAAUGUAACAACUGAAGAGGACCUAGUCCCACCAGAUGGAGGAUGGGGAUGGCUUGUACUUUUAGCAUCCGUUAUGGUCAAUCUACUUAUUCCAGGAACAGUGAAAUCCUUUGGUGUUUUAUUUGUUGAAUUUCUUGAAGUUUUUGAUGCAUCACCUUCUGCAGCUGCUUGGAUACCAGCUUUAUGCUAUUUUUUGUAUAGUUCACUUGGACCCCUUUCCAGUGUACUAUCAGUUAAAUACUCCUAUAGAACAGUGACUUUACUGGGAGGAACAUUUGCUGCUGCAGGAAUGAUGCUAAGUUAUUUUGCCAACUCUGUGGCCUUCUUGUGUGUCAGUUAUGGUGUUCUGGUAGGAACUGGAGCAGGGUUAUCUUUUCCCCCAACUGUGUAUAUAGUAACUUCAUACUUUGUACGGUUACGUGGACUUGCAAAUGGGCUCUGCAUAUCUGGUAGUGCAUUAGGUUCAAUAUUUCUUCCACCCAUCCUAGGAAUUCUUCUACGAGAGUAUGGUUACAGAGGUGCAGUAUUAAUAAUGGGUGCUGUUACUUUGAAUGUAUGGGCGAGUGCUCUUUUGUACGAACCGGUGGAAAGGCACAUGGUACCAGCAUCGUCGUCGAGCAAAUCGAACGACGUCGACUUGGAGGCCGCCUCGGUCACAGUAGCUAGUCCCGAAGAUGAGAAGCAAUCGAAUCAUGUUGUUUCUUCUUCGAACGAAAACGAAAAAGCCGCGCCAAUGGUACCAAAGAGUGCGUCCAGUGUCGCUUUAGAGUAUUACAAGAAUACGCCAGUUCAAGGUCGAACGAGAAAAAUUAGCAUGCCCACGGGACGGGAGAUAACAGGCCAGAUGCACAGCACUCCGGCGUUGCACGCUGUUCCGGAACGGGGCGGAGAUUCUGCCAGGCUAUCGAAACGUCAGAAAUCGCCUUUACAGUCACCGAGCAUGUCAUCUUUUAAUUAUAUCAGCACGCCGUAUCAUGGAAGCACGCUUUCCGCUAUACAUCCGGAAAGGGCGUCUACGUUGACCUUGAACGCGAUAUCGAGCACCUUCACGAGGAGGGGUACCGAAGAAACGAACAAGAACGAAGUAAAAGAGAAGAGGAACAAAUUCUUUGACUUAAGUUUAUUAAAGGAUCCUAUCUAUCUGGUAAUCUUGAUUUCCAAUUCAACGAACGCUGUUAGUUAUACGAAUUUCGUCAUCUUGUUACCAGCGUACGCUAUAUCGUUGGGUUUCGACAAAAAUAUGUCUUCCCUUCUUCUUUCGACCGUCUCUAUAUUAGACCUGAUAGGACGUAUCGGAGGCUCAGCGCUAUCCGAUGUCUCGAUCAUGCCAAAGCAUUGGUAUUUCGUUGGCGGUUUGUUCAUUUCUGGAAUUUCGUUGGCUCUUCUCCCUAUAGCCACAAGCUACACCAUCCUGUCGGUUUAUUGCGGUGUUUUCGGAUUAGCUUCCGGUAUUUACGUUGGUAUCACCGCGGUUAUAAUGGCCGAUAUGUUAGGGACCGAGAAGUUAACUUCCUCGUAUGGUAUCUCGUUGUUCGUAAAUGGAAUCAUACAGUUGGUUGGCCCUCCAAUUUGCGGCAUUGUAUUUGAACAAAUCGGCAGUUACGGGCCGAUCUUCAGCAUCUUAGGAAUUAUUCUAGUGGUAGGCGCGUCGUUGUGGGGUUUUGUUCCAUUUAUUAGGAAACGACAAAAAGUCGCAGAGAAAGCGAGUCCAAUUGAAAAACUAUAGUUUAUGCACUAACUGGCAUAUUUCAUGAUGGACAACAAGAGCUUAAUUAUAUGGUCAUUGUAGAAUUUCAUCUAACAUGUAUCGAUUACAUACAAUAUAUACAUAUAAACACACACACACAGUCACACACGCGCGCACACACACACGAUAACGAGAGACAUGUUUACGAAAUACUGUGAUGUUAGAAUGAAUGUUAUGUAUGUAAGUACAUAUAUACUACUGGCACUGUGAUGAUGUUAUAUAUAUACAUCCACGCGUACAUUUUCAAGUGGAUUGAUAAGGAAACAAUUUUCAAAAGAUAUAUUUUUAAAAAAGACAAAGGUUCUCCUUUCUCGUAAAUUGGAAGUGUCUUGCCUUACAUUUGAAAAGAAAACUUAUUUCGCGAAAGUAAGUUCUUAUUAGUACUAAAGUAAAAUAUAUGAAUAUAUUUAAGUACUUAGUUUAGAAAACGUUCUAAUUGCUGGUGCUAACGUAAUAAGUAAAACAAAAAAAAUGAAAGAUGCAAUAAUAUAAUUUAACCCUUUCGCUUCGGCAGUCCAGUCCAUAAAUACGCACAGUGUGCGUGGUUGCUGUAUAUACGUUUGUCUAAGUCUUAAAUAACAAUAGUUCUUGUAAGAACCGUAUAUGAAAUAUCGUUUCACUGUCAAUGGAUUUAAUAAAUUUUUAAGAUGAAACAGUAUACGAUCGUUUGGAUGUUCGAAAUAUAUUGCGUGAAACGUUUUGAUGUUGUUGCAACAAUGAGUAACUUUAAGAAGUGAUUAAUCCAAUAUGUCAAUAAAAUCAACAGAAAAUGUUCUGCCGAUAACGAAAAAAUAUAUUAUUGACUACAGAUAGCAGUUGUAUAUGCAUCAUUUGGAUGUCGGAUAUAUGGGGUGCCGGACUCAGGAAUCGUCGCCUAUAUGCGGUACUCGUACUCACAGAUCAUCUCGCGGAUGCCGCUUAUAAGCGGCACUUGAAGCGAAAGGGUUAAUGCAUAUAAAAUAAUCUUAGUGUAUGUAUAAUUGUAUAAAGCAAAGGUUGAGUACUUGUACACUUCUCUUAAGGAAAGAAUAUACAGUAAUUCCUAUUGUUAUAUACACGUAAAUAUUGAAUAUAGGAUCAGUCAAUUUCGUUCUUGAUUCAAUUUGUUUACAACUCACCGAAAAAUAUGCCUUAAAAUUAGGAUAUAAGCACUUUGUAAUUAACGAAUUACGUUUAUAUUAUACAAUAUGUAAAAUAUAAAACGAUACAAAAUGCGCAUAUUUCACUUGAAGUUAUCUUACACGGAAAAUACAUAAAUUGUUCAUGCUACUAGGGUCAAUAAACAAAUUA
Molecule: messenger RNA, 3333 nt
Organism: Bombus impatiens (common eastern bumble bee)
Lineage: Eukaryota; Metazoa; Arthropoda; Insecta; Hymenoptera; Apidae
Gene: hrm
Product: monocarboxylate transporter 12
Exons: 5
Coding region: 148-2022 (624 amino acids)
Biological process (GO): monocarboxylic acid transport; transmembrane transport
Molecular function (GO): monocarboxylic acid transmembrane transporter activity
Source: RefSeq, a predicted model, not a curated record